GCAUGUUAGCUAGGUCUUCUUCGUUUUUUGCAAAUACCACAAUAUUAUCAGCAAAACGCGACAUUUUUAAAAGCAUUCCGCCUACUUUUAUUCCUCCAAUAUUCUCUUUCCUUACCUCCUUUAAAGUUUCUUUUAAGUAUACUUUAAAUAAGAGGCGUAACGUGACUGUACGUCCAGCUUUCAUACGUCCAAGGGAUAAUAGUUCAUCGUUUAGGUUAUUUAUUUUAAAUUCUUUUAAGGAUGUUUCAAACUCUUCUCUUAAUACAAGGGGUUCUAUAUUGUAUUUUUCGUCUUGCUUCAUUACAGAUAUAUAUUAAUAUAUAUCUAUGUACUUCAUACAGUUGUAAUAUGUCUGCUUGUUCGUUUUUAUGUAGUUUCUUUAUGUAUUAUUUCCAUAUCCCUUAGCUUUUCACCGUCAUCUAUUAUAAUAUUUCCAUCACUAUUAUUUGUUAACAUAGUUAAUCUGCUUUUAGGUUUACUAAAAAAUCUGUUCAAAAUCGUGUACCUACGGCUUAUCUCCUAAUCCGUUGGAUAAGCACACGUCCAUUAAAGAUUAGCUUAUUUUCUUAAAACCCCAUUUAUGUUUAACACAGAGUAGAUGACAUCUAUUUCAUAGAUUUUAGUUAUACUAUAACUCCAUGCAACUGUGGGAACACUCUCUUCUUGAUUAGCGCUCAGCGAUAAACCACACUGGUCAGUAAUGGUACAGUGAAAGUAUAGACGUUCACAAUAGAAUUUUAAAUUAGAAGCAGUACAAUUACAGGAGUUGAAUAGGCAACAAUAUAUACAAAUUUGGAAACCACUGGACUUUCUUAUCAAAUAUUGCUAGCGGAACAUCUGUAAUUAUUGCCAGCGGAAUAUAAAUAAUAAUAUACUGGUCGGUGUUUACUUAUCAAAUACAUUUUUUUUAAAUUUUUUAUUUCAUUGAUUUUCAGUUGGACUUACAUAUUAAGUCUAAAAACGUACUAAGCGAUGUCAGCGAACACAAGUACACGUGAUAAGUUACUUGGUUUACUCGACGACUUUGAGCUUCUAAGCAGGUAAUGUUAAAUUAGCAAGAAAAAGAAUUUGUGUACCUAUCUAAAGAUUGUUAUAAAUCAAUCAUGAUGUAUGAUUAGAUUCAUAUUAGGCGACUAUGCAAAAUCAUCAAUUUUUGAUAUUAUAUCACCAAUUAUUAUUUAAAAAUAAAAGAUCAUGUAGAAUACCUAAGUAUUUAAUAUGUAAUUAAGUAUAGAAUAAGUAUUUCUUCUAGUGGCUUAUAAAAAUUUAGUAUUAUUGAUUAAUUGUAAUUUCAAUUGCCCAUUUAUUUCAUUUUUUAAUCAACUAUUUUCUUUUUUGAUCUAUUUUAGUACAUAUUUACAUUUAAAAUGUAAGAUUAUUUAGUUAUAUACCUAUUUAUAGUUACUGAAGCCAAAUUAAAACAAAUAUAUAUAUAUAUAUAUAUAUUGUAUGACUUAUAAAUUGUUUAGAGAAUUAAUCGAAAAUUUAAGUGCCGCUCGACAACAAAAAAUCAAUGUUCAACAUCAGUUACUUCUGACAGAACAGCUUGUAGCUACAGACAAUGAAAUAAAGGCUACACUAAAAGUUGCAGAACAUCAAGCGGGAGUAGAAAAAAAGGUGGAUGCUAUUAAAGCAGAAAUAGAAACUCAAGAUCAACAUAUUACUCAAAUGCAAAAACAUUUUAAAGAAGCUGAAAACAUUUUGGUAAUUAUACCACAACCAUAUUUUUGUUAAUUAAUUUUUGAUUUGAAAUCAUUGAUGUGUUUUAUAGGCGACUGCAUUAUUUCAAGCAAAGCAAAAAUUGCAGUCCAUUAAUAAAGCUAGUAAACAUCCAGUAUCAUCAGAAGAUCUCAUAAAAUAUGCCCAUAGAAUAAGUGCUUCUAAUGCAGUGUGUGCUCCACUUACUUGGCAACCGGGUGAUGCACGUAGACCCUAUCCUACAGGUAAUAGCUACAUUUAAUCUAACUUAAAACAUAUUCAUUAAAUGUAUAAUUAUAAUAUAAAUUUCAGAUAUUGAAAUGCGAAUGGGAGUUUUGGGCAGAUUAAAUGAUCUACCACUUAAUGGACAUAUGAUGCAACCUCCAGGUCUAGCUGAUAUUGUGCGAUCCAACAAUCAAAUAGGUAUAUUAGGGAAAACAAUAGGUGUGUUUUCUUGAAAUUAAUGAAGGCAGCCUACAAGUGGUUGUAUUUAGCAACCCAUACUGGUUUGGUGUGUUUGGUCUCUAAUUGUUUGCUUAUUGUUCACUCUUUUAGCAAUCUGGUACUUAUGUUUACUAACUAUCAAAAUAGGUGUUUGUAGUAGUGUUUGGUUGUUUAACAUAUUUAUGUUAAGAUUUGAACAAUAUGUUAUUUAUUGAGCGUUCUAAAGUAAAAGCUUUUAUAUAGUUCUUUUCUACUUUUUUACUAUGAGCGCUUUGAAAUAAUUAUUACCAAAUUGUUUAAAUUGCAUAGAAAGGAAAUUCGUGAUAAAGAUUCUGUAUUUGAAAUACUUAUUUAUAUUUUAGUUUGGAAAAACCAUAAAUAACCAACAAAUGAUAAUCUAGGAUUUGUUUAUACUAUUUUACUAUUCAAAUUCUUAUUACACAGUUAUUAUUACUAAAAUUAACUGUAAUUGUAUAAUAAAAUUUGACAAUAUCAUAAAUUUACUAGUAAACAAUAUAGGUGGCUAGUUUUUGGAUGUUUCACACAAAAAUGUCCGAUAUGUUAAAUAAUAUAUUCAUUUAUUAGUGUGACUAUUAUCCAUUUUGAAAAUAAAAUGCUUAUUUGUUUGUAUUCUUUCUCUGUAAUUAUUCUUUUAUAAAUGUAUUUCUUACCUCUGAAUAAUAUAUAUCUCUGAGAAAAUGAAAAAACUGAGAUAAAAACUUGAAAUAUUGUCAUUGUACUAUCCAUUAAAACAAGAUCAGAUAAGAUUGACACAGUUUUUAUCAGUGAUGUUUAAUACAAUAUAUCACAUUAUUCACAUUAUAUAUGUACAUUUAAUGUUUCAUUAAGAUUAUAAUGUGUAAGAAAGUAAUAAUUUCAAAUGUAAAUUUAGUGGUAUUCUUACAGUAAGUUUUUCACAAAUUGACAUUCUCCUUUAUUAUUUUAAAUGUUAUUAAUAUUAUUAAGUCUUUGUUUUGUCAAGAGUACUUAAAAUGUUUAUAGAAAAAUUGUGUUAAUUCAUAUUUUAUUUAAAUAUAUUAUGUACUUAAACGUAAAUCAAAUUAAAAAUGUAUGUAAUAAUUAAAAAUAUUUGUUUUCGAUAUAUUAUUUUACACUAUUUGAAAUGUGUUAGUAAUUUAUAAAUUAUUUUUUAUACACAAUAUUUUUCAAAUUUUUUUAAGAUAUCAAAAUUAUUAAUAAUUUUUGUGUAUUAAAAUAUUUUUCAUUAAGAAAUAAAUAUUUCACCUUUUUUUUUUUUUUAAAAAAAAAAUACAUUUCAUUUUUUCAAAUAUUAAAAGCAAACAGAAAAAUAAAACUAAAUCUACUAAUUUUUUGUAAUAUUAUUCACUACACAAAUGAACAAAUGAACUAACAGAAUAAACCAUCUAAUAAAAUAAUCCUAAAAAUUUAAGUAUUUUAUUUGAUGAAAUUUGUAUUAAAUACAAAUUUCUUUACUGCACAGAAAAACAAUGAGUAUGAACUGAAUCUAUAUUAAUUAUAUUUUUUGGGGGGGUUACUUAACGCUUACAUUGAUAGUAAUUAUAAUAAUAAUAAUGAUGGAGGGAGAUGGUUGGGGUUUGAUAGUGUGGUAGGUGCAUGAGAGGUGUAGUAGAAAAUUGGUCAGAAGUAUUAGGUUGUGGUAAGGUAAUAUGUAGUUGUAGCAAUAGAUUGAUGGUAGUAGGGUGAUAUAAAAUGAAAAUAGCAGUCUCAGGAACUCUGUUGACCAUAAAUUUGUUGUAUACAUAGCAUAGCAUAAACAUAUAUAUGUUAACAAAAAUAAACUAGUGUUUUGUUUAAAGUAUGUAUUUAUUUUCAAUAUUUACAUUCUUAAUACUACUUAUUUGUUUAUGAAUUUGUAAUUAUUACGUAUAAAAUAUAUUAUUAUAGAAUUUAUAUACAUAAUAGAAAAAUGUCAAAUAUGAUUAUGAAGAUUUGCUAUUUAUUAACUAAUUACAUUUUAUGAUUAUAAUUAAUGUGAUUUUCAUUUUAAUUGAGAUGAUGUUUUUUGUUAAUAGGCAUUAUUUUAUCUUGGAUACUUAAAAAAUACUUUUAUUUUUUUUUUUAGAUCGCCAAACUUCACAACCAUUUGCUUGGCAUUCAACCGGUGAUAUGCAUUUAGGUGUUGGUAGUGGAGUUAUAGAUACCAGAAACCAUUCUAAAGACGUUGCUGAAGAUGUUGAAGUUAUGUCAACAGAUAGUAGCAGUUCUUCUUCCAGUGAUUCUCAAUAGUUAUAAAAAUAAAAAAUAAACACAAAUUAAAAAGUGGUGAGAAUUACAUUAUGUUUACGUAUCACAUUUUUAAAAUUUUCUAUCAAUCUUAUUUGUACUGACUGAGCUUAUUUCAUAGAAUGACUCUAUGGCUUAGUUAAACACAAAAAAAAAAAAAUAAUAAUAAUAAUAAUAAUUAAAAUAUAAAUACAAAAUAUAAAAAUUAUAAGAUGUGGUUAUAUUUAUACAAAAUUGUUAGUAAUUUAGUGACUCAUGAAUCUGUAACAUUUGGGUUGGUGUAUGUAAACCCAUCAAAUUGUGACUGAUCCAUUGACUGAAGUAUGGUUUUAUCCACGGGUGUCAGUCUUGGUUUCUCUUUUGUGAAGUGCUUAUCAAAAUAGUGUGUAUCCAAAGGAUGGUACUAAAAACCAAUAUUAAAAUUAUUAAAUACAACUGUCAGAAUAAUAUUAUAACACUAGCACUUACAACUCUAGGCAUGUAUGGUGGUUCAAGUUCUCGUCUCUCUAGUUUACACCAGUCCAUUGAACUAAAGAAUGGAUGUCUGAUUACAUCUUCAGCCGAGUGGUUAGCUUCCAAUGAACCUAGUCGUUUGGUAGCAUCCUUUUCUAGAAACUAUAAGUUCAAAUAACACAAUACAAUAACAAUUUGAAAAUAAAAUAAAAAUUCAAUAAUUAUGGUUAUUGUGAGAACUUACAGCGACUAAUACAGAUUUUGAGUCUACUGAUAAGUAUCGUGGAUACUGAGGUUGUUCAUUACAUAUGGACCAAAACAAAGCAUCUUCGUCACAACCGCUAAAUGGCGAUUUGCCAACCAACAUCUCGUAUAAUAGAAUACCAAAGGACCACCAGUCUACGCUUUGAUUGUAUUUCUGACCUUUGAUUAUCUAAUUAAACAACGUUUAAUACAUGGUAAAAUAGUUGAACUCAGUCGGUCAGAAAAUACCUAUAUUUAAAUUGUACAUAAAUAUAUACAGAGUAAUUUUUUGAAAAUACUAACCCAAUUUGUAUGGUUAAAUUAUACAUGUAUUCAAAUUUUCAGUGUAGUUAAAGAUAAUAUUUUAGAAUACUUAUAUUUUUCACAACAUUUAACGUACUGUAUGGCAAUACCGAUUAAGGUUUUAGAAAUGAGAACCAACAGGUUUUAAAGCGAAUUGUAAGUUUGAUGAUUUUUCUGAAAAUGUUAACAUAUUAUAAUCAAAAUUUAAAUGGAAAGUUUCUGAAUUAUUCUACUUUAUUCAAAUACUUUAGUAUAAUAAUCUAUUAAAUAUAUUUUAAAUAGAUAUGAGUCGGUAAUUAUAAUAAGGUAUCUAUAUAUAAGCAAAUAUAAUAUUUCCAUCAAAAUUUAAAAUAAAAGGAAUUUUUUUUGUAAAUUGCUCCAUCUUUUCUACGUUUUUCCCAGUUUUUCACAAUUAUAUAUAAUUAAAUGAUGACCUCUCUAAUGUACCACCCCAGUCAGAUUUCCUUCAGAAAUAGUGUUAUACUUAAAAAUCUAAGUAAAAUUGUUGGUAAAAAAAUUGGACACAGGAAAAAAAAUAAUUAAACAUUGUAUUGUAAAACCAAUACAUUGCUCGCUCCGCUCAGAAUCUAAAAUAUAGGUUCUAAUUUUAAAAACUAUCAUUGUUGCAUGUUGUGAAAAAUCAAAGUAUUCAAAAUCAUCACCUUACACUUGAAAUUUCCAAAAAUCAAAGUAUACAUAAUUGAACUAUAAAAAUGUGGUGAGCAUGCUUAAAAAAAUCUCCUUAUAUAUAUAUCAAUAAAUUAGGAUAAACUUUACCUCUGGCGCCAUGUAAUCAGGAGUGCCGCAAAAUGUAUCAGCUGUUUUGUCCAAAUAUAUCUGUAGUUUACACAUUCCGAAAUCAGCAAUUCUCACAUGCCCAUUGAAAUCUAAUAAUAUGUUGUCCAGUUUUAAAUCUCUAUUUCAAAUAUAAAUAAUUAAUUAUUAUCAAUAUAAUAUAACAAUUUUGAUUGUGACACAAUGUUUAUUAGCAGAUAUUAUUGUAAUGUCUUUAUGAAAACUUGCCUGUAUACAAUUCCUUUUUUGUGUAAAAACUUGAGACCAGAUACUAUUUCAGAUGCAUAAAAUCGUGAGCGGCCUUCAUCAAACCGUCCUGAUUGUUGGAUAUGAAACAUCAAGUCACCACCAUUCAAAUAUUCCAUAACAAAGAACAAAUGCGACUGAAAAUGAUUUUUUUUUUUACUAAAAAAU
This is a messenger RNA of Cinara cedri, 6576 nucleotides long. Lineage: Eukaryota; Metazoa; Arthropoda; Insecta; Hemiptera; Aphididae. The record is from the annotation of a GenBank genome assembly.